AUGCCAGCCCGAUCAGAGAAAAAAGCGGUGGUCUCGACACCGGACCCGUUGUCUGCAACGCCAACGCCUCCGCCAGCGUCGUCCGAGGCGCCGACAUCGGAAGGCGAAGCAGCCUUAGGCCCAGGCAAGCGCCAUCGACGGCCAAGUACGAUGUACAAACCGCCAGAGGCGCUUACAGCUGAGGCCAAGCGAUCCCACACGGCGUCGCCAUCGAUGUCGUCUGCCGCGGCGUCGUCGCCUUGUGGUAGCGCUACCUCAGUCAAGCCCAAAGGGCCGAAAGCACGGAGCAAAAGUCCUACGGUCUUACCCACCCAUGUCAAAAAAGAAGCAUCUGCUAACGAUAUGCGGACGCCCACCAAAAUUACCCUGCGUGUGCCACCGCGAUCUGUGCCACCGCCCGCUCGUGUGGACGAGAUGCAUACGCCAGCGACGUUUACGCGGCGUGGCGAGCGUAUGUCGGAGCCGCAGCGACGACGACAUAUUUUAUCGUCGACGACAAGCCAGGGCAUGCUGAGUCCCAAGCCUGUGCGGACAGCGACGGGCGUGUGGCGUAUGAGUGUGAGUGCGUUGCCCGAGCAGGAGGAAGAUGCAUCGUCGUCUGACGAUGACUCGGACGACGAUGUAGAUGAAGUGGAUCAUGGAAUGGCCGAAGUGGCGCGUGAUGCUAUGCAUAUGCAAUUGGCGGCGCAGGCAUGGUCGUUGGCGCUAGAGCGAUCGCCUGUGCCCUCUACCAUGCCCACGGAACCGGAGGGUGGCGAGUCGGAGGGAGAAGAAGAGGACUUUCACCAAGCGAUGCUACGGGACGACGAACUGGAUCUGCUGGUUCGUACCACCUCGCCGCAGAGCAGCGACUCAGAUGCCGUGUGGACCGAUGGUCAUGUGACGACGCCGGCCUCGUAUGGCACAAAAGAAUCGCCGGUGAGCGAGAUGCGAAGCUGCUCGCCCCAACCCGUAUCUAUGACGCCACAGGAGAGCACUGUAUUUGCCCAUGCGUUACCUGUGCCGCAUGCGAAUCCGGCGGAAGGCGGUGCGCAUGCCGGCCUGCUCACGCUAUCCCUGCCGUUUGAAAUGCGUGCGCCUACGUCAGCUGCAGCGGGUCCUAUGCCGAUGCACGAGACUGGCGGUCGUUCGUCGCCGAUGCUUGAUACAGAUGGCGAUACACCCCUCACACCUAUCCACACUGUCAGUGUGGCAGACCGCGAGAAUGGUAUGGGCACAGGGUCGGAAGAGACGCGGUCGUUGGGCUCGCUGCCUGAGCCGACAUUGCCUUCCGAUCUCUUACAUGCAACGGUGGCCUCGCCCUCGUCGCCGGUGCCGGCACCGGAAUCGGAUGUGGUGACGAUGCCUGUGGUUGAUAUGGCGUCUAGCCCUGAUGCCCCUCUUCUCGAUGCUACAGAGUUUGCGGUGGAUGACGAUGCAGGGUCGACGCCCCACUCCCCUGUACAUCUGCCACCGCAGCCAGCUGCCUGGCUUCAUUCGGAGCCGGCGAUGCAUCCAACGCCGCUGGACGAUGCAGAUAUGGAUACCUAUUUCGAUGCGCCUGAGAAGAUCAUUGCGCUCACAGAUCUGGAUCGUGCUUGGGCCUUGGUCCAUGGCAGCAGUGAGUCGACAACGACCACGUCGUCGCACCACUCCCACGACAUGCCCCCCUCUCAAAAGGCCGAAGACAGGUCGCCACCACGUCUGGCGCCGCGCACGAAGCGGCCGCGCGUGAGUGAUAGCACCUGUGUGCGUCAGCCACGAACGCGAAGCUCGCGUCUCCAACGUCGGGCCGCGUGA
This is a messenger RNA of Malassezia pachydermatis, 1779 nucleotides long. RefSeq lists its product as hypothetical. The transcript has a single exon. The record is from RefSeq and is a predicted model, not a curated record. NCBI's taxonomy places the organism in Eukaryota, Fungi, Basidiomycota, Malasseziomycetes, Malasseziales, Malasseziaceae. The coding region runs from base 1 to 1779 and encodes 592 amino acids.